GUCUUAUCCAACGUGGCAAGAUCCGGUCUUGGAGUUGCGUGGGUCACAUCACACUGGAUGGUGGGACCCGAGACGGUGACGGAGGUGCACGUGACCCGCCGCAAGGACAGCUCAGAAAACUUCCUUCCCAUGGUGAGAAAUCAUUACGGCACAGCAGCUGAGGUGGUGACCCUGUUGUUUGCUGAUUGGGCAAAAAAUUGUCGUACACGUGAACUUGUGCCUAUCCAAUUUUGUCUGCCUUUGUUUUUUGUUUGGUUUUUUAAUUUAAGGUCGGGGUUUUUUUAUUUUUUGGGGAUUGAAUUUCUUGGCGUAUUAAUCAAAGCCCAAACAGCCAGCCAUAGUUGAAAUUUGGUCCAAUUGUUUGCUUGAAUUUUCCAUAAUUCUUACACGACAUGAAUAAUACUAACAUGAAAAGAAAAAAGAAGGUUUUAUGCUUCUCUGUAUUUUAUAGGAACAAGUCGUGCAAGGCAAUUGUUUUUUUAAAUUAAGGGAUGACCAGCAGAGAUCAAGCAUGAAAGCAAUUGGAGACAAAAAAUAAAAAUAAAAAGGAUGAAACAUUAAUUAUUCAGGACAAUUUUCAAUAGCCACCAUCAGUCACGAUAGAGGGCUUCAUCUUUUGGGUUGCUGCAGCCUCCUAGGCCGAGACCCUGUUGUUGGAUCAAUGCAUAUGGAAAUGGACUGCUAGUUUCCAUUGCAGGCUUGCGGCCAUAGAAACCCCAUAAAUGAAAAAGAUGGUGCUGCUGCAACUACAUGAUCAAGAUCAAAGGAAGAUGUUAGCUUGGUCAAAAUUAAUUGGUCGUGGCACAAUUUCAUGUAUCUCCGUUUUACUCACUCAAUUUGCUCUCUUUUUAGUUCCUCUCUUCUUCUCAGCCUCUCCGAUACUCAUUCAACUCAUACUCUCAGCUUUAGUUUUGUUGGUAGUCAUGGGAUUUGGAGGGUGGUGUAGGCGGCUUCUUGGAUUCCAUGCAUCAGCACCAGCUUUUGUUUUCUGCUGUAUAUUUUUUGUAUGGGGUGUUUAUAUUGCUAUUGUUCGACAAGCAAUUUCGUGUAUUAUGGACAUUAUGUUCAAUGGAGAGAUGAUCAUGCUCAUCAUUGGUCUAUGUAGGAUCAUGUUAAAGGAUCCGGGUUAUGUGGCACAUGAGUCUUUUUCUUCAGAUGAACUUGAUGAAAGUUCUGUUCUUGGUGUUCAAACUCACAAUGAGAGUUCUCUUUUGCAAAUGAGAGUAAGAUACUGUAAGAGCUGCAAGACACAUGUACAGGGGUUUGACCACCAUUGCCCUGCUUUUGGAAACUGUAUUGGUCAAAAGAAUUAUGUCCUCUUUAUGGUUCUUCUUGUUGGAUUUAUUACUACUGAAACUUUUUACGUUGUUUGCUCAUCCCAGUUUGCCUCAAAAUUUCCGGCUUUGGAAGAAAUUAGAUUGGAGACUAACUUCAUUUCAAUAAUGGCACGAAGCACAUUGCUAUUUUCUCUUCUCCAAGUGCUAUGGCAGGGGCUGUUUUUUAUAUGGCAUGUCUAUUGCAUAUGUUUCAAUAUCAGAACCGAAGAGUGGGUGAACUGGAAGAAGUAUCCAGAGUUCCAACUUAAUGCUUCAUCUUUACCAGUUUUGUCUUUGGGGACGGUCCUUGUAUGCGGGUGCAAAGUUUCGAUAUUUAGUUUGGCAGCGCAUACCUUUAGAGAUCAAUUAGAGGGUGAUGAUUAUAGUGUGCGGAACAUUAGGUGCGUGACUCCUAUAUUGCUGUUAGAUAUUGUGACUCUAAUCUUGGUCAUUGAUAGGAAAAAGCUGAAACGGCAAUGGUAACCAGCAAUCACAAGAAUAUUUACAAAUUGGGGGAAUGAAAUAAUAGAAGUGUUACUGCCCAUUUUGCUCCUGGAGCAUUCCUUAAUUGUUUUGUCUCUCUCAUGCUUCACGGCAGUUUUGUCUUUGGGGACGGUCCUUGUGUGCGGGUGCAAAGUUUCGAUAUUUAGUUGGGCAGCACAUACCUUUAGAGAUCAAUUAGAGGGUGAUGAUUAUAGCGUGCGAAACAUUAGGUGUGUGACUCCUAUAUUGCUGUUAGAUAUUGUGACUCUAAUCUUGGUCAUUGAUAGGAAAAAGCUGAAGUGGCAAUGGUAACCAGCAAUCACAAGAAUAUUUACAAAUUGGGGGAAUGGAGAGAAAAUUAUUACAGUUAUACCAUGAGAGAGAAUAGUUAUUAAAGAAGAAAUGAGGAUAUUGGCCAAAAAAACAGAGGAAAUGAGGAUUUUUAUAAUUAAUGAGGAAACUUGAACUACUAUUUUACCCUUUAUCAUUCCUUUUUUGAGUUUUUGAGAGUGAAUAGGUGAAGGUGAAGUUGCCUGCAAUAGCUAGGCUAUUGGCGGUUAUCAUCAACAGCCAAAACGGCCUUUUAAGAUAAGUUGGCCAAGACAUAUAGUCAUAUUCGGCCUGUUGUGGCAGAAGAGGCAGUCUCCGACCAUGGCCUGGCUUUUUGUGGCCGGUUCAGGCAAUAGCCUUAUCAGAUAUAGCUUGUUGUGGUCAGAUCUGGUGAUACCUUGCUUAACUUUUUGUGGUUGAAUCUGGCCAUGACUAAGCCGGAAAUGACCUUGAUCCUGUUUAUCUAUCAACCCAAAAUUAUUGUCAGCUCGCCCAACCUUUUCCCCUUUAACAGCUAAGAUUGGUGCUGCAAUAUCCAAUGGUUCUACAUGAGGCGUGCAUUUACCUGCAUUUCAUAUUUCACACGUUACAAUCAUCACCCAAUUAGAGGAUAUGGAUGCUUGAUAUGAAUCUAUGGACUACAUGCUUGGGUGUCUAUCCAACUGAAGGACCUAGCUUAGUUAAAUGUUCAAGGCUGCCCUUUUGAUCACAUGAACAAUGCAGAAGCUGAAGCAUUUUCCUUGAGGUAUCAUUUCUAUUAUCUAUGUAAUUGUAUUUGUUUUGUUCACAGAACAGUUAAUUCAAACAAAUCCUUGUCUCGAUGUUUUAGCAUAAUCUAUGUUCUUGUAUUUCUUUUCGCUUUUCUUCUUUUUCCGAGUGAACUUAAAUCAUAAAUUACUGAUAAUUUUUAUACAUCCUGUGGAAUAUGCCCAGCUUAAGUUUAACUAAUC
This is a messenger RNA of Durio zibethinus, 3079 nucleotides long. The record is from RefSeq and is a predicted model, not a curated record. NCBI's taxonomy places the organism in Eukaryota, Viridiplantae, Streptophyta, Magnoliopsida, Malvales, Malvaceae.